CUCCUGACGCUCGUUACUACUUAGUAACCCCGAUCUCUGUUGCCGCAGGUUUCUUCUCCGUUCCAGGCGCACGCAGAAGGGACCGCUGUACGCAUCCAGCGGCGACAAUGUUCGAGAUCGACUGGAGGGGCUUGUUGCUCCCCUUUGCCUACUUGGUCGUGCUGGGGGGCACCUUCAUGACCUUUUCUACCGUCUACCGGAAGAGGAAAGCCCUCCAAAGCGCAAACCUCGCCCCGUGGUUUGGCCCGCACCUGCAGCGGAAUAUCUACCUGUCACUGCUGCACAUGGAGCCCGAGGAAGGGCAGGAGAAGGCGCCCAAGGUACCCGAGAGCGUCAUUAGGGCGGCGCUGCUGCGGCGCGCCGUCGAGGACAUCCACCGCAUCAUCCAGAUCCGCACCGCCAAGACGGCGUGCAGCUCCCUGCUCCAGCGAGGCAGCGUGGGCGACGACCUAUGGCAGCGGUUUCAGCGCGCUGAGAAGGAGAUGGAAGACGAGCUGCGGGAUGUUGUCAUGGAGGCCAACGCCAUCGUGCCGGGAUGGGGCCAGAUAAUCUUCCAGUCGGCCAACGAGAUUGCCGCGAACAAGGCGUUCCGGGAUCGUCUCGAUGAGAUCGAGGAGCAGACGGAGCGCGAGAAGGAAUGGUGGGAGAAGCGCAGAGCCAGUAUCAAGAACGAGUUCAUGAAGGAGUUGGAGGAGGAGGAAAAGUCACAAGCCAAGGCGGGCAGCGAGGACGAGCCCGUCCUGGUAGAGACGAGUACCCCGUCAGCCACCCCGUCAGGGAGUUCGAAGAAGAAGAAGGGCGGCAAGAAAUAAGAUCUGAGACCUGGGACCUACCUGGGUUCGAGAGGGUGCCAGUGUGCCUGGUGUUCAUGAUUCUGGUACUGUACAGUAACAGAUAUGAGGCAUUUCGAGCUGUUGAUGCAUUGUUGCACGGCGUUUGGGUUGAAAAUGUGGUUUCGGUGUCUCGGAUCUACUUCACUUGCCCCCUUGGUUCUUUCGCUGCUGUCGGGGUCUAUUAGAGUUUUAGAAUGCGCUGGUUCCAUCUCAUCUGGUCUUCAUAUCCAUCUCAAUAAGCUAAUCCAGGAGUACAUAAUCAAGAAGCUUGUGGCCUCCGUUGGUAGUCAGUUGCCUAGCAUGAAGACUCAAUAUCCGGCACUCAGAGUGUUCUCUAUAGUAAAGACCAGAUGUAACCAGAAAAGCCUCCU
Messenger RNA from Canariomyces notabilis, 1204 nucleotides. RefSeq lists its product as uncharacterized. The coding region runs from base 108 to 812 and encodes 234 amino acids. Gene Ontology annotation, biological process: post-translational protein targeting to membrane, translocation. The record is from RefSeq and is a predicted model, not a curated record. The transcript has 3 exons. NCBI's taxonomy places the organism in Eukaryota, Fungi, Ascomycota, Sordariomycetes, Sordariales, Chaetomiaceae. Gene Ontology annotation, cellular component: Sec62/Sec63 complex.